This is a messenger RNA of Lolium perenne, 5783 nucleotides long. RefSeq lists its product as uncharacterized. Lineage: Eukaryota; Viridiplantae; Streptophyta; Magnoliopsida; Poales; Poaceae. Gene Ontology annotation, biological process: regulation of cell shape; regulation of transcription by RNA polymerase II; cytoskeleton organization. Gene Ontology annotation, cellular component: nucleus. Gene Ontology annotation, molecular function: protein binding. The record is from RefSeq and is a predicted model, not a curated record.
AUCCCCAAUGUUGUUCGUUCUGUUCUAGGGUUAGCUGUUUCGCUCUUAUUAUCCCAAUUCAUUCUUUUAUUAUCUCCCAAUUUCCCCCAAAUUGUCGGGGAUUUGAUCCUAAUUCCUGACAGUUCAGAUCUUCGUCGCCCCGCACGCCUCUGACAACCGCGAUCGACUCCAAACGAACCCGCCGGCGGCCGGCCCCUCCCAUAGCAGGGCCUGCUGCCCCAGGGGAAGAGGCCGGCGGCGUACGCUAUGGCCGAUGUCCUCCCCUGAAGCACCCUACAGAACCCCUCCUGAGGCACCAUCUUCCAUGAAACCACCUCGAGGUGAGGUUGUAGACAUGGAUUUUAGAAAGCACCAACCUUCUGGUAAUGCAACCACUAUUGGUAUGGUGCCCCUGGAUUUUCCAAGCCAGGCACUUGAGAUGGUUAAUUCUGUGAAUCAAGUGAUUUCAGAAGCUGUACCAUGUGAGACUCCCGUUGAUAUUGAUAUGAGGGAACUUUACUUCCUCAUCAUACACUUUUUAUCACAUGGUCCAUUCAAGCGGACUGCUGGAGAACUGUGCAAUGAACUCCAGGAGCAUCAGCUGCUACCUAGAAGAUAUCAUGCUUGGUAUUCUCGUGGUGGUUUUCAUAGUGGCGAAGAAAAAGAUGAUGGUGUAUCACUUCCUUUGGGUUACCUAAAGUUAGUUGAGAGAUAUCCCCACAUCGGUAAAGACCACUUGCUGAAGCUUUUAAAUCAACUCAUGGUUAGUUCCUGCCGCCCAGGCAGCUUGAUUGGAGAUGUGUCUUCAAAUGCUGCUGAUGUUCCAACCCUUCUUGGCUCCAACUCAUUUUCCCUUCUUGCAUCUGACAGGGCCAGGAAAGACAAGGAAACUCCCAGCUUGCCGAGGUAUCUCCGUUGGCCGCACAUACAGGCUGAUCAAGUUCAUGGUUUGAGUUUGAGAGAGAUUGGUGGUUUCACUAAGAAUCAUCGAGCUCCAUCUGUCCGUGCGUCAUGCUAUGCCAUUGCGAAGCCAGCUACGCUUGCUGAAAAGAUGCAGAUUAUAAAGAGAUUGAGGGGACAUCAAAAUGCUGUGUAUUGUGCUACUUUUGAUCGCACAGGGCAUUAUGUUAUUACUGGUUCUGAUGACCGCCUUGUUAAAAUUUGGGCAAUAGAAACAGCAUUUUGUCUGGCUAGCUGCCGAGGUCAUGAAGGUGAUAUUACUGACCUCGCGGUGAGUUCCAACAAUGCUGUGGUAGCAUCUUCGUCCAAUGAUUUUAUUAUUAGAGUGUGGCGUAUACCUGAUGGCCAACCGAUCUCAGUAUUGAAGGGGCAUACAGGGGUUGUAACUGCCAUUGCAUUUAGUCCAAGGACAGGUGCUGCUUUCCAGCUAUUGUCGUCGUCAGAUGACGGGACAUGUAGAAUUUGGGAUGCUAGAUAUUCUCAACAAUCUCCACGAAUAUAUACACCAAAACCUCCUGAUGUUGUCCCUGGAAAGAGUGGUGAUGCAUCUUCCAGUGCUGUUCAAGUUCAACCAACAAAUCACCAAAUCUUAUGUUGUGCAUUCAAUGCUAAUGGAACUGUGUUUGUUACUGGAAGCUCAGACACCUUUGCAAGGGUGUGGAAUGCCUGCAAGAGUUUUUCUGAGCAAAAUGACCAACCAAAUCAUGAGAUGGAUGUAUUAUCGGGUCACGAAAAUGAUGUAAACUACGUGCAGUUUAGUGGAUGUGUCGUAUCUAGAUCCUUUUCAUCUGACAGCAGUCACACCACUAAGGAAGAAAAUAACCUUAAGCUAAGAAAUUCAUGGUUCACACACAAUAUUGUUACCUGUUCUCGUGACGGCAGCGCAAUUAUAUGGGUUCCACGAUCUCGGAGAUCACAUGGAAAGAUUGGACGCUGGACACGUGCUUACCAUCUCAAGGUUCCCCCUCCUCCAAUGGCUCCUCAACUGCUUCGUGGUGGUCCACGUCAGAGAUAUCAGCCAACUCCUCGUGGUGUCAAUAUGAUUGUUUGGAGUUUGGACAACCGCUUUGUGCUUGCUGCUAUCAUGGAUUGCAGAAUUUGUGUUUGGAAUGCUUCUGAUGGGAGCUUGGUACAUUCACUGAUUGGCCAUAAGGAAUCGACAUUUGUUCUUGAUGUGCAUCCAUUCAACCCCCGUAUAGCAAUGAGUGCUGGGUAUGAUGGAAAGACAAUCAUCUGGGAUAUAUGGGAAGGAAAACCUGUACAGAUCUAUGAAACUGGCCAUUUUAAGCUAGUAGAUGGGAAGUUCUCUCCGGAUGGAACGUCACUUAUCCUCACUGAUGAAAUCGGGCAAAUAUUCAUUAUUGGUACAGGACAGGGUGAGUCCCAGAAGGAUGCGCAAUGUGAUCAGUUCUUUCUUGGAGACUAUCGACCCCUUAUUCAAGAUACAAAUGGAAAUGCUAUUGAUCAGGAAACACAGCUCACACCUUAUAGGAGAAAUAUUCAAGACCUUUUGUGUGACUCUGGUAUGAUACCAUACCCAGAGCCUUUUCAAAGCAUGUACCAGAAACGUCGGUUAGGUACCCUGGGUAUAGAGUGGCGACCUCCCUCUGUAAAUUUUGCUGUUGGCCCCACUUAUAAUGCAAGCACUGGCGAAUACCAAAUGAUCCCAGUUAUUGAUCCAGAUAGGUGGGAACCACUUCCAGAGAUAACAGACUUCAUUGAUCUUGAACCAGAAAAUGAAGUUAUCUCUGAUGAUACUGAUUCUGAGUACGAUGGCUUGGAUGACAAGUCUAGUGAAGGGGAACAGGAAAUUUUGAGUGGGGAUUCCUCUGAUGCUUCAUACUCAAGUGCAGAGAUUGAUGAGAAUAACCUUAGAAAUAAUGCUAAUCUUCGCAGAUCUAGAAGAAAGAAGAAAAAAUCUGAUGCUGAUCUUGUUACUUCAUCUGGUCGGCGAGUUAAGAAAAGAAAUUUGGAUGAGCAUGAUGUGGCUAAUGUGUCAAGGCCACAUAGAAGUAGCAAAUCUAAGACUGGGCGCCUUAGUAAAAGGAAAAGAUCACCUGAAUUUAGGGGAUUGCGGCCACAAAGACGUGCUGCUCGCAAUGCGCUCAGUUUUUUCACAAAGGUAGGAGCUUCAACAGUAGAUUAUGAAGAUGACUCAGAGAACAGUCUCUCAGACACUGAAUUUAACACAGAAAGCACUGAAGCUGAGCAGUCAGCAUGGUAUAGUCAGCCAAGACUUGGUAGAGAGAGUAACCAACAUGAUUCAGAUGUUGCACAGCCUUCUCAUUUCCCUGAAACUCAGGAAAGUUGUGGAAAUAAUAGAAAACUGGUCCUGAGGAUACCACGCCGCGAUUCAGAAAUCCAAUAUCCUUCAAUGGUGCCACUUGCGGCGACUGGACACGGAGCAGUUGAGCCGGAACCAGCUUUUGAGCCUGGAGGUUCCUCUGCUUGCAAGGCUGAACUACCAGCAGAUGGAGGUCAAACUGCAACCUCUCUAUCUUCUGUUCAUAGUUACAACACAAUCAAGUGGGGCGAGGUUAAGCUGCGAUCAAAGCGCUGCAGGUUUGGUGAUUCUUCUACUGGAGACACACGACCCUCUUCAAAUAAUGCAGUUUCACAGGAUGUUGGCGAGUCUUGUAGUCAGAAGACACCUCAUGAAUAUGGUAAUGACAGCCAGCAAACAGUUGAGCAGAAUGUACAAAGGAGUCAACAUGCAAUUUGUCUGGAUAGCAUCCAUGAAAACCACGACACUGAUGUUCAUAGUGAAGGUAAUUUUCCUGGUGAAGAAAGGAUAACUAACAAUGAUGAUACCUAUGCAGAGGAAGUAAAUAACAAAGAAUGCAACCAACAGUUCGACAGUACUUCUCAGCCUGCCUCUAAACUGAAGUUGGUCAGUUCAAGAGGCUUUACAGAUGGAACAAGUUCAUCAGACAAGUCAAAGGCUACUGCAGUAGGGAGUGACAUGAACUUUCCACAUCAUAAAGUUUCCAUGCAGCAUGAUCAGGCUUCUGCCACCGAUAAAAAUAGCACUGCCUUCCCUAGUGCGUCUAGAAAUUUCCAGGAAUUCACAGGUAAAAGUACUGGUUUGCAUGAUUCAAGAAGAUUGCACUUCGAAUCUGCAAAGACGUACGGUGCAGUGUACAGAAGGAAAAAUCUAAGUAAGCAAAAGAAAAGCUUGGAUUCAGAUUCUCAUGGAAAUGGAGAUAGUACUUCCGUCUCCAACGUCUCCAACGAUUAUGGUGGGCAUCAACCUCCAGACUGCAGCCCUGUUGCAACUGUUACAGGUAGUUUACGAAGAAGCGUAAGGAGGUCAUGUGCAUACACUGAUAAUGGUAGAGCAAGGGAUACUAUCUCUCAUGUGAAAAAUUCGUCCCAUGAAGCAUCAACUAGCGGGAGACGAAUUGUUACAGAUGGGCGUGAGUGGGGAUCAACAUCAAAGACUGCUAGUUUAAGGUCUACUAGGAACAAAAGAGGGGGUUGCAACUCUCCUGAUACACAUCAAUUGGAUAAUAAGCAACAAGCAUCCUUGAAAUGUUGGUUGAUGUUGCUGGAGCAUGAAGAUAUUUACCGUUAUAUUCCUCAACAUGACGAUGAGGUUAUGUACUUGCGCCAGGGCCAUGAAGAAUAUCUUAGUAGAAUGCGAUUAUCGGGUAUUUGCCCAUGGAAUCGGAUUAAAGGCCUCAAAGCUGUAGAGCUUUGCAAAAUUCAGGGUCUUUUGUAUACAACUUAUGGAGGGUCUGGUGAAAGCUGCUGUAAGUUAAAACUUAAAUUCAUCGAUGACACUUCAAGCGGAUUUGGGAAAGAAUUUACCAUCACACUGCUUGAGCCGGUUGAUUUCCCUGAUUUUCUUGUGGAAAGAACACGGUUUGAAGCUGCUAUUGUGCCGAACUGGGUUGUCAGAGAUAGGUGCAGAGUUUGGUGGGCGGAUGAUGGGGAGGAAGGAGGAAGCUGGUGGGAGGGAGGGGUGUCGGCAAUAAGAGCUAAGUCAACUGAUUUUCCUGAGAGUCCAUGGGAGAAAUAUGUCAUACAAUACGAGAAUGAUGGUUCUGAACAUCUGCAUAGCCCCUGGGAGCUCCAUGAUGCUGAUAACCCGAUGGUUCCAUGGAAACAUCCACAUAUUGAUUCCAGUAUCAGGAAUAAAUUGUUAUCAGCAGUGACCACUUUACAGAAAAUGUCUCACACAAACAAGGAUCACUAUGGCGUUCUGAAGUUAGAUACUGUCACAGGGAAAUCAGAUUUCAUAAACAGGUUUCCUGUCCAGUUUUCCAUUGAGGUGAUCAGGGCAAGACUGCAUAACAACUACUAUAGAACUGUGGAGGCUGUCCAACAUGAUGCCACUGUGAUGCUUGAAAAUGCCGAGUCUUACUUUUCGAAGAACACUGAAAUGACGAAAAAGAUUCUCAGGCUAUUCGAGUGGAUCCAAGAUAAGAUUCUAUCACUGUAGGGAAAGGUGCUCUAUAUCCGCAAUUAGCGUUCUUCCUUUUUUAUGGAAGAAUUUGAUUCUAAGAUGGUGGGAUGAUUCUUCGGUGUGUUGAGGCAUAGUUUUGUUAGAGAAAUGAGCUAAAGUAGUUGGCUGGUUGGGAUGAAGUUUUUUCCUUGUGUUUCCUCAUACCAAUUGAUCUCCUCUGACCCCCCCUGUUGCCGUCAAGAGAGACGGAUUUGUCCCAUUGGACAAAAAGAAGUUUUUUUUUUGAACAAAGGCAAAAAAAGUUUAGAGCGUUACUAGAGAAGAUGCUAGCGAGUAAAGUCUAGUGGAUAGAAAAAUGGAUACCAGAUUAUUAGAUUUGUAUAGACCAUUGUGCAUCAUCAUGAAUAAAAAGAAGGCAGAGAAAGUUUUGUGACCA